AUGGAUUCGGAGCAGAAUGUCAAGCCGAAUCCUUCCAACGGGCUCUCAGCAGCUCUACUGAACGGUAGCAAGUCUCAAACGAUUCCAAAACUGAUUCCACGUUCGCAGAGAAAAUCUUCAGGAUCAUCAGGUCUUCAAGAACCAGCUCCAGAAACACCUGCCCUACCGUCGCCGCCCUCACUUGAAUCUGUGAAUUUCAAGACACCAGUCAAGCGCAUCCUCUCACCUUCCGACCACCAGAAGUUUCUCGCAUCUCCUACGUAUACGCUGAUUCGAGCAUGGAUCUUCACGUUAGCCGACAGUGUCCGCGGCCGUCCAAGUUCAUCGCUGGAUCUCUCCCAGCUAUCUGACAACAUCAGACGGCUAGAUGCAGCUUUCGAUGCUAUUCAACUUCUCCUGGAACGAUAUCCUGCCUUCGAGACCGAAUCACGAUUUGGCAAUCCAGCCUUCCGCGACCUGUACAAAGCUAUCGUUAGAGACGCUGAAAAACUGCACAAAGAAGUGCUCGGUCUACAGAAUGAGGCGGCCAUACAAGAUAUCUCUGUAUAUCUGCUCAACUCCUUCGGCUCCGAAGAACGACUCGAUUAUGGCUCUGGACAUGAAUUGAACUUCAUGAUGUGGCUGUUGUGUUUGUACCAAUUGGGGCUAAUCCAUCGAGAUGACUUUCCAGCUAUCGUCAUGCACACUUUCACACGUUAUCUCGACCUGAUGAGAAAGAUUCAGAGCACAUACUAUUUGGAACCAGCUGGGAGCCACGGUGUUUGGGGACUAGACGACUAUCAAUUCCUACCUUUUCUGUUUGGUGCGAGCCAACUGAUCGGGCACCCCUACAUCACUCCGAGGUCCAUUCACAAUAAUGUCAUAUUGGAUGAGGAGGGCGACAAAUACAUCUAUCUAAAUCAAGUCCGGUGGGUGGAUAGUGUCAAGACUGUCAAAGGACUCCGGUGGCACAGCCCCAUGCUGGACGAUAUUUCGGGCGCAAAGAGUUGGCAGAAGGUUGAGGACGGUAUGAGAAAGAUGUUUGUCAAAGAAGUACUCGGCAAACUGCCCAUCAUGCAACACUUUUUGUUCGGAGGGCUGAUUCCUGGCACCGAAGAUAUGGGCCAGCUAGACCCAGAGACGCUUCGGCUACAAGCUCAAAGAAUGGAGCAUGUGAAAGAAUAUGGCCAUGAAGCUGAUUACUGGGGUGACUGUUGCGGCAUCAAGGUGCCCAGUACAGUGGCUGCAGGAGAGGAAAUGCGAAAACGAUUGGGUACAUCAGGCGCACUGCGACCAAUACCUUUCGACUAG
Exophiala viscosa is the source of this 1290-nucleotide messenger RNA. RefSeq names its product peptidylprolyl isomerase. The transcript has a single exon. Gene Ontology annotation, molecular function: peptidyl-prolyl cis-trans isomerase activity; protein tyrosine phosphatase activator activity. The coding region runs from base 1 to 1290 and encodes 429 amino acids. The record is from RefSeq and is a predicted model, not a curated record. Lineage: Eukaryota; Fungi; Ascomycota; Eurotiomycetes; Chaetothyriales; Herpotrichiellaceae. Gene Ontology annotation, cellular component: nucleus; protein phosphatase type 2A complex; cytoplasm. Gene Ontology annotation, biological process: mitotic spindle organization.